This is a messenger RNA of Gregarina niphandrodes, 3903 nucleotides long. RefSeq names its product peptidase M16. NCBI's taxonomy places the organism in Eukaryota, Apicomplexa, Conoidasida, Eugregarinorida, Gregarinidae. Gene Ontology annotation, molecular function: metal ion binding. The transcript has a single exon. The record is from RefSeq and is a predicted model, not a curated record. The coding region runs from base 1 to 3903 and encodes 1300 amino acids.
AUGUUUGCGGUCCUGGAAGAGGUGGUUGGUUGUGGCGGCAAUCUGCGUCGGAUAAGUCGUUAUAGGUCUACGCGGACACAGUUGAAGUUGAUUGUAGCGGAAUGUGUGAGUGGAAUCGUACACAUGGAGAUCGUGGUGCCGACGCGGGCUGAGAGCGACAAGGGUGAGCCACAUUGUUUGGAGCAUCUCUGUUUCAAGGGCAGCUCGAACUUCCCGGUUCCGGGGUUCCUGGAUUCGUAUUGUUGUUCUUGCUUGAGCAAUGGUACGAAUGCGUACACAGCAACCGACCGUACGGUAUACCAAGUGUCUAGUGCCAGUAGUCAAGGAUUGCAAAGGAUCAUCCCAGUUUUUUUGGAGCAUGUUCAUUUUCCCACUCUGACUUUGGAGGCUUUCAAGACUGAGGUAUUCCACGUUACACCAAGCUAUGAUAAUUCGGGUGUAGUCUUCUCCGAAAUGCAGACGGCUAUGACUGAACCGGCUGACGUUGCAUAUUAUCUGACGGCGAAACAUGCUUACCCUGAGGCAUCUGGUUACCGUUACAACACUGGGGGAGAUCCGAAAGCAAUUCCUUCACUGACCCUGGAUGAUGUCAAGAAGGUCCACCAGCAAUUCUACCAUGCCGCCAACACCACUGUGGUCAUCAUCGGAGAUGUCCGAGCAGAAGAUUUUAUAAAGGUGUUGGAGAAAUAUGAAGACACGUACUUAACACUGGCCCCUAAAGACGGGCCUGAAGUGCAACGACAUCUGGACCCUUGGUGCAACGAGAAGGAACCGGAAAUUCCGGUCGGGUUUGUGAGAGUUGAAAAGAUCGAGUCGGAGAACGAAUAUCAGGAUUCAUUCUGUUCCGUUUCCAUCCGCCAAAACUACGACUGGUUUGAUCUGGAAAAGCGCUUGGCCGUUGACAUUGUGUGCCAUUACUUGACGGAAGGACCGGCAGCACCGCUCAAUCACCGGUUUGUGGAAGGACCUGAGGCGUGUGCAGGCGCCAUAGACUAUACCAUGGACAACAUUAAGUGGCCGCUUGUGAACUACACCUUCACGGACGUGGACCCGUUGGAGUGUCCGAACGUUCCGGAGCUAAUUCGGCGUUGUCUUGACGGUCAUAUGCGACAGAAUUUUGAUUUUACUCGGCUUCGUAAUCUUGUUCAGAGAGAGAUGUGGAAGCACCAACUGAAUCUAGAGAGCCAGCCAGGCAAAACUAUUAAUGACAGACUAGUCAGUUAUUGCGUAAACUGCAACUAUGACGAACAUAAGAUCGCUGAAUGCCUCAAUGACCAGCAAUGCUAUGCCAAUCUGCUGGAGAAGUGGACCGAAGAGAAAUGGAGAAAUUUCAUUGAGACGUACUUUGAGAAAGUGCACUACUACACAGUAAUCGUGGAACCAAUCCGUGGCAGCUCCUCGCCUAGUGAGGAACCCGCCUCGGCUACUACCAAACCCGUUGCCUCAAAUGAGCCCUCAAAUGAGCCCUCAAAUGAGCCCCCUUCCACACAACAUCCACACCAGGUGGAGAAGGAUAGGUUGAAGAGGGAGGGUGUUGAGACAUUUGAUAUUGCGGCUAUCAGUGAUGACACCGAGAGGAAGAUAGAACUUCAAAACGCGCUGAGCAAAUAUGCCGACGAGCAUGGUGAGAUCAGUCUCAUGCAAGUCGACCAAUCCCGAAUACCGGCCCCUAAAGUUUCUUGUACGAAGGGUUCGAGUCCUGCGGAUACCAAGUACGACUGCCCCUUUGCAGGCUACAGACCGCAACUGCACAUGAGCGAUUACCCCUCCAGUUUUGUGACCUUGUCUGUGGCUGCCCAGUUCCCGGAUCUGGACAAGACGUUGGGAGACCUGGCAGAGGAGCUAAAGGGUAACUAUGCGGACUUUGAUUUGUAUGAAUACAUCCGAGAAACCCUGGACCAGGAUGGUCCCGAUGAUGAACCCUUAAUCAGUUUGUUGUUUGAUAACCCCUCGUGGGACGCCAAAUUUGACGUCGACGACGACGAGUACGAAUACGACGAUGAUGAUUUCUCAUCGGAACAUGACGGAACAACCGAUUCCCACAUCGGAGCUCACAGACAUGCAGCAACCGGGACAGGGCCGGGCGCAGGUGUAGGCCCAGGUCUAGGCGCAGGUCUAGGCCCAGGUCUAGGCGCAGGUCUAGGCGCAGGUGUAGGACGCAGAAUGGGGUCUUUGGACGCGGAAGAUGCGAGUUACAGCAAUAUGGUGGAGGAGGAGGAUUCGUCUACAACUUCCAGUUCGUCAUCAUCGGACGGCUUGUACUUUGAGGCGCGCGACUACGUGUUUUCUAGAACGCUAAACUGGGUUUUGAAGAAUCUGGAGGUGAAGCAUCUUUUGCACAUCGUGUGCAAGUGUUUAUUUAAGACCCAUUUGUUGCUGACUAAUGAGUGGCAGUCGAGUCUCAAGGCGCCUGUGGACUUAGUGGCUCCCGAGAUUGUCAUGGAAUACCUGAAUAAGGUGUGUGUGGAAUACAGCUCCUCCAACGGCUUUGAGACAUCGCACGCUUUCAAUGACUUAUUUACGCUACUGCUAAAGGUACCUUCGGACAAGUACGCCGAGGCGCUGACGUAUCUCAAAUGCGUGCUGGAAUGCACUGAUGUCCACAUCGACCGACUGGUUGUACUGGCCAAACAGGAAGUGUCUUAUCUGAAUGAUUGUCUUCGAUCCGGAAGUCCGAUAAUUUCGGACCUGCACGACUUAGCCAACUUCGGUACCAAGAGUAUAGUGACAAACCAGAGCUACCUUGUCCAGUGCUUAUUGCUGCGUACGGUGUUGACGUACACGGAGGUAUUCCAGCCGAUGGUUCAGUGGAUACUGCGUACGGUGUACGAGAAAAUCAGCGAAGGCCACUGCAUCAUAAGCGUGCAGGGAGACACAAAAGUGUUUGGCAGCCAUGAAGCGCUACACAAGACGCUCUGGCCUAAGUGGUUUAUUUCUGCGGGCGAGGAGCCGUACCCGCUGCCGCCUUUCCCGGCCAUUGCGGGUUUCAAGAAGCCAAACGCCAAGUUGUCGGUGAACUUGAAGCUGAAAGACAUCCAGGUAGGGCACGUGGAGAUUACUACGCCGCUACCGGCCUCCCUCAUCCCGGCGGCGGCUAGCAAUCCGUUCAGCCACGAAAUUUACCGCCACGACCACGUCUUGAACGUGGUCGAAGAGUACUUGAAGGCGACGGAAGGCCCCAUCUUCCAGCCGGUGAGAGACUCGGGCGCGGCCUACUCAGCCUCGAUGACCAUUGACGAAGAGAGUCGGUGCUUGCUCCUGAGUCUGAGUGACGCGUCGCAGCCGUCGUUGGCCCUGCAGAAAGCCCGCGAAAGCUUGCAAGAGCUACAGGCCAACUGUCGGCGCGUCCUCGAAACCGAGACAGCCAACAAAAUGGUCGUGGAAGUUUCCUUCCCCACAGUCGCGCACUUCGAACAAGCCAAGAGCUCUGCCCUUUACCUCAUGGUCAAGGACCUGGAAAGCGCCAGCCAAGUGGGCGAAGCACACCUGGAUAACUUCCUCCGAAGACUACCCAAUGAGUGGCUCUUCGAACGGGUCUCGGGAGUUACUUACCGCCAGUUCAUAGAACACAUAGAUACUCUCUGUACCGCCAUGCUCGACGAGACCCGGAUCUCGUUCGCAGCUGUCGCCCAGCCGCAGCAUGCCCAAGCACUGCAGCCAGAACCCGUGGACUACUACAGCACACUGGCUCAAGCACUCGUUAACGACGGAAUCAUAAACCAGAAGGACCCUCUUACACCUGAAAUGAAAGCGCUCGUUGUUAUGCUCAGAGUCCGCAUGGGCAUGAUCGCUGAUCUGGCCGAAGAUGAUGAGGAUGACUAUAGCGACAGUGCAAUGGAAGACGAGGAGGACUAUAACGAGGAGGAGUAUAACGAUGAAGACUCAACCCAGUUCGGGACGUGA